Messenger RNA from Caenorhabditis auriculariae, 1307 nucleotides. The record is from the annotation of a GenBank genome assembly. Lineage: Eukaryota; Metazoa; Nematoda; Chromadorea; Rhabditida; Rhabditidae.
AUGGCUGACGCAGUCCGUGGUUUCUGGCAGUCCAUCGUCAACACCAAGAGGGCUUAUUUGAAUCCUCAUGAGCAUUUCGGCCGAGCCAAUAUCUGCCGUGCCGCUCUUGCCAGUUACGUCGGUAUCUACUUCCUUUUCAAGUGGAAUCAACAGAGAAAGGUCUUUUUUGUUUUUUUUUUCUUUGCCAUUAAAGGGAAAUCUCUAUAAAAACCUCAUCACUUCGUAUUACCUUAUGCAGAAAAUCUCUGAAUUAUUUGAGGCCUGUCACUAUUUUCCAAUGGUUUUUUUUCCAGGCCAAGGCUCUGCAAGCUGAGAAGACUUCUCUUCACAAGAAUGCCGUCAACGACUCCUUGGCCCGUGCUGGGUUGCACUAAAUUUGUUCAUCUGAUUUAGCCUUUUGUCGUCAAUUAUAACAAGAAUAGAUAAAUUGGUUUUGAAAUAAAUAUUUCGAAUUUAAUUGUUUUUUUUUAAAUUUGAAGUUUGUCAUUUGACGGUAGUUGCUCUUCUUGUUAUGUCGCUAUCGAAUUCCUAUAGCGCGUUCACAGCUGGCUUGGGACAGCGAACGGACGGCUUAAUUUUCGCGGCGGAAGUAGAUCAUGAGACCCCGUUUUAGCACAGCUGGGUUACAUAUUUUUCUUACACCCGUUGUUCCCCCGUUUUAGCCCAACUGAGACUAAAACAACCUCAGAAACACGGGUUUAAUACCAUAAAAAAACUCGACAAUUAAAGUUAUUUAGAUUAUUUAUAUUAUAAAAAAAUUCCAAACUAAGUCAUGCGAAUUAUUUUUUUCUACAAGAAGACAAAAAAAGAAUUAAAAAAACCGCGGAAAAAGAAAAACUAGAGAACCCAAAAAAAUUAAAAAAACUUUGAAUUUUAAAAAAAUUUUUUUAGUGUUUCCACCAGCUCUACCUUUUGCGUCAUGUGACCCAAAGUUUUACUCAAAAAUAAAAAAAUUCAAUUCUUUGAAAAACGUGAACCCCAUUUUCUUGAUAUCGAAACAAAUAACCUUCACAAAAAACUACCUGGCAACGUGUCAUUUUUUAUUGUAAGACCUGGGAUCAAUCAUCAUUUCUGCUUUCCUAAGGACUCCGUCUCGCUUCUUCAACGUCAAGAUAAGUUUUUUAUCUCAUAAAAGUUCUAGUUUCCAAAAUAAUUUUCUGAGUCAUAAGCGCUAGUAGAUUAGGCCCGCGGGACUCCCGGAGUGCCGAUCCUCUUUGCUUGCAAAUUGGAUACGCAAAGUCACGCCGAAGCCCAUUCCUGUGGCCGAAGCAGAAACUGUUGGCAGCGCGAUACUGACAAAGCGAUGA